CCCCCUCGCUCCCCCGCCUCUGGAUUACCGACAUCUGGAGCGGGCAGAAGGGUCGCUGGGCACCGAGAGAGCGAUCAGUCAAACUUGAAGUAGCCGACGGAAGACCCCCGCAGGAGGGGGAGGAGGCUCUCUGGUGUGCGCAGACAGAAAGGGGUCCAAAAAGAACUCCCGACGAACCCCCGAGAGAGCAAAGGAACAAGAAGUGCUGCGUAUUUUAAGGAACUUACGCGGCCGAUCACCAUCCAAUUGAGCGUGGAGACGGAUGCUGCCCGGGUUGUUGAUUUACGCACGAACCAACGCACGCGCAUGGAUUUACAGCUCCAGUCUGAAGCGGAUCGAUAUCCUUCUUCGUUCUUUUUUUUAUAUAUACGUCUGCUUUUUAAUAACAAGGAAGUGAAGCAUCCUGGGAUUUAUCGUCGCUUAGUUAGCGCUAAACUACAGUGAGCCCCCCCCCCCCCUUCUUCCUUCUUGUCUUACUUCUCCAUAACCUGCGUGCUCGUGUGGUAGCCUGUAUAUUCUUGUGCAUAUUUGUGUGUGUGUGUGUGUGUUUGGUGUGUUGUCCGCCAGAGGGAGUGUCGGUGAUAUUGUACGCAGUGCUCUGCUCUCAGUUUAAUCACCUCUAAUCAGGUGUGUCUGCUCCUGCAUUAUUUCCAUGUCUUAUGUCUGUGCAUGAAGGUAUCAAUAGGUGAGGCGUUGUGGGGCGCACGUACUUAAGAUGCCCAGCGCUUCUCCGGCACCCCGUCCCCGUCCUGGUGAAUGCCCUUGUGCCACCCGGCCACCUGUCUGACCCCCCCCCCCCGAACACCGUCCAACGAGACCAAACGAGCUCCGGCAGGAUGAGCGAGCGUUCUGCUGCCAGCAGCCUAGCUCCCAUGACACUGGAGGAGCCGGGGGCUGAGCAGGCGUCCCCCAGAGUCCCCGGCCCUCUCCGCUGCGGCCCCUGCGCCGUGUGGCCUCGCCAGCAGACCUGGCUGUGUGCCGUGCCCCUGGUGAUGGGCUUCGUGGGACUGGGACUCAGUCUCAUGCUGCUGAAAUGGAUCGUUGUGGGGUCCGUCCAGGACUAUGUCCCCACUGAUCUCGUGGAUCCCAAAGGUAGCAUUGGACAGGACCCCAUAUUUCUAUCCAAACCCAGCGCCAUGCCCAAGGGCCCCGACAUUUCCACAGCCACCACCACGUCAACGGCCCCCACCGCAGCCACGGUGUCGACGACCACGCCGCUCGCCGCCGACGGCACGGCCCCGGCGCCCAGGACCCGGUCGGGCCCGCCGGCCAACCACUCGGGCUACGGCAGCGCCGCCAACGGGGACGCCAGCCGCGCCCCCCACCUUCACAACCGCGUCGGCACCCGCAACAGCGGCGCGGCGGUGACCACCUCCACCACCCGCGCCACCCGCCUCACCCCGCCCCCGCUCGGCGGCAAGGAGGUCACCCCUCGCAGCACGGUCAGGAAAGGAAGCAGCACGGGCAACGGGCGCAACGGAGCCGCCAACCCCAAGCCGGGUCAGACGUCCGCCGGCGCCGCCGUCACCACCGCGGCGUCCACCACGACUGCCGCGAAGCCCACCUCCAAGCCGCAGCCGACCACCACCCAGCAGGCCGUCCCGGUCAAGCCCUCGCCGCGCUGGAAUCACGGGCGCCCAGGCAAAGGGCCGGCCACGCGUCCACACCACCGCUUCCGAACACCUGUGGCCCCCACACUCCCCAGUCUGCGCUCGGAGGUGUUCAAGCCAUGUGUGGAAGACAAGGACCUGGCCUUCUGUCUAAACGAGGGCGAGUGCUCCAUCAUAGAAACGGUGGCUGGGGUUCACAGGCACUGCAGGUGUAAGGAGGGCUACCACGGACUACGCUGUGACCAGUUUGUACCCAAGACGGAUGCAAUCCUGUCUGACCCAAUGGAUGAACUCGGGAUUGAGUUCAUGGAGAGCGGGGACACUUACCAGAGGCAGGUGCUGUCUAUCUUCAGCAUUGCCUCGGGGAUCUGUCUUCUCGGAGUGGCGUGCAUGGCUCUCUACCGGCGCAACAAAAGACACAGGGAGAAACUGCAGGCUCAUUUCUCUGAGAGCCGCAGCCUGAGGGACAGCGGUGUGAACGCCUCGGGCCUCAUGUCCAAAUCUCCUCCCAGGCCCCAAUACAGCCUUCCCCUCCAAAAGGGUUGCCGUUCUCACGGAUCGUCUGUUAAGGGCAGCAGCGUGGCACCAGGCGCAUCUUCAUCAGCAGCAGCAGCAGCCCCGCCCAUUCUCAUCAGAGCGCUGUCCAAAGGGAAACGCUUCAGGAGCAGUUCCCUCUCGCUCAGUCCCGGCCAGCGACGGAGGGAGACGAGUCACUUCAGGACGCCGCCCGUUUCCAGAGGGAAACACAAAAUAUCGACGAACCUCCUGGAAGGAUCCAGGGCCAACGGCCACGUCUACAAACACCUGCAGGAGGACGAGCCGACAGACGUGGAGUCCGUGAGAAGGUGUGAUUCUGCCGGCGGAAAGCCCGCCGUGCUCCUCUGCAGGUCCCCACUCCCUCACUUCGCAACCAGAAGGGGAUGGACAGAGGUCCCGUGCACCCGCCUGGAUAAGGCAGCCGCCUGCCCCCCCCCUUCCCUGCGCACCCGCUCCGUUCCCAUCAUCCCCUCCCUCCAAGCGCGCGACCUCGAGAAUGCCGACGCCGAGCGGAACCGGCGGGAGCUCCUCAAGUGGCACCCGGCGUUGGCCGGAAAGGCAGCGGAGGAGGCCAGGAGCGGCUCCCCCUCUCCGCCGCGCGAGAGUGUGGCGCCGGCGCCCGGCGGCGUCUGCCCUCCCGCCGCCACAAUGGGGUCGGAGAAGAAUCCAAGCUCCACGCAAGCACCUUUCUCCUUUGAAGUCACUGUGGAGCUGGCGCGGGAGUUAAAACAGAACGGCCCCUCCGUCCCCGCGAUCCACCGCGGCGCCACGAACACUCCCGAGGCCGCGACCGGGCAGGAGCCGCAGCCGGAGCCGGAGGAGGGGGAUCGUCUCCAAUAUUCAGCCAGAGCGCCGCGCACAGGCGGAGGGACCGGCGGCUGGAAGGCGGCGGGCCAAAGAGAGGCCCGGGGUCAGUGCCAAGGUAAGACGUCCCGUGUGUGCGGAGGCGCGAACUUCUCCUUGGCCAGCAGGGCGCCCAGCUGUAGAGGAGCCGGAAGCGCUGGUGCCAGGCCCUCUGCGAGCUGAUUGGAUUAACCGUGUAAAGCUUCAAAGACACUGUUCCCGAUGACUGUGUGCUGCUUUGCUGGUGGCACGGGACGGUUCAGCUGGUGGAACCGCCUGCCUGCGAGGCCGCACGGACCACAGACAGAUGGACGUCAAUUCUGAUGAAACAUGAACAGAUUGAACUGCAGACAAAAAAAAAUACUGACAUGUAAUUAUAAAAGAAGAAGAAGAAGAACAGACAAACGAACACAUGAAUAAAUGUGAAUAAAUGUGACUCAAUAAGGAAAACAAAACCAUGACUUGAGUGGGAGCUUGGCCUAAACAGUGUAUUGAAAAAAAUGUCACUAUUUAAAAGGAGCUUCUACUUAGAAACCAAAAUAGUGUGUCAUCUCUGUUGUUUCUCUAUUGUAAAGAAAUGAAAUUAUAUAUGUCAUAUAAUAUAUGUCACAUAGACGUAUAUAUAUAUUUGACAUACAAUUGUGACAAAAUAAAGACUAAGAUAACAGUGUUAA
Pungitius pungitius (ninespine stickleback) is the source of this 3664-nucleotide messenger RNA. It is a transcript of the gene nrg3b, whose product is annotated as neuregulin 3b. Gene Ontology annotation, molecular function: chemorepellent activity. Lineage: Eukaryota; Metazoa; Chordata; Actinopteri; Perciformes; Gasterosteidae. Gene Ontology annotation, biological process: intracellular signal transduction; animal organ development; nervous system development. The record is from RefSeq and is a predicted model, not a curated record.